Onychostoma macrolepis is the source of this 1689-nucleotide messenger RNA. RefSeq lists its product as uncharacterized. NCBI's taxonomy places the organism in Eukaryota, Metazoa, Chordata, Actinopteri, Cypriniformes, Cyprinidae. The transcript is spliced from 3 exons. The record is from RefSeq and is a predicted model, not a curated record. The coding region runs from base 1 to 1332 and encodes 443 amino acids.
AUGGACACAGCGAUCUUGUUGCUAGCCCUCAAGCAGGGCACACGAUCACUCGAGGGUUACAUUGCGGAAUAUUUGGCUUUGGCUAAUGGCUCAGAAUUGCCGGACAAUAUGUUGAUUGACUUUUUCUGUGAUGGCCUUAAUCAGCCUCUAAAGACUAAAGUGAUUCAUAAGGGUCCGCGUUCGUCACUGAGUAAGUUUUUGGAUUAUGUUCUGUGGACUGUUGGUUCAGCUUUCACUGUGGGUGUCGCGGAGGAACGCGACACCGCACUCUCUCGUUGGAUAGCAGCCACACUGGAGCAGACACACAAAGUGGCAGCGACAGCAAAGCCUGUUCGCAAAAUGGCGGCCACAACAACCCCCCGUCUUGUCAUCGCUGUCAGUCAAGAGCCAAAUCAAGCCACAGUUAAUGUCAAAGAGCCAAAUCAAGCCACAGUUAAUGUCAAAGAGCCAAAUCAAGCCACAGUUAAUGUCAAAGAGCCAAAUCAAGUCACAGUUAAUGUCAAAGAGCCAAAUCAAGUCACUGCUGAUCAGUCAAAGCAGCACGUCACAGCUGUCCGUCCAGAGUCAAAGCACCGUCCAGAGUCGGGUCACGUCUCCGCUGACCUUCCAGAGUCACAGGGUCACGUCUCCGCUGACCUUCCAGAGUCACAGGGUCACGUCUCCGCUGACCUUCCAGAGUCACAGGGUCACGUCUCCGCUGACCUUCCAGAGUCGGGUCACCUCCGGGCUGACACACCCAGAUCAUCAAGUUCCCAGGCUCUGCGGUGGGCUCCUGCUCCAUCUGCGCCGCCGUGGUGGUCUGCUGUCUGGCUCUGGUGGUCUUCUGCACCGCCGUGGAGAUCUUCUGGUCCGCCCUGGUGGGCUCAAGUCCCGUCCGGUCCGCCCUGGUGGGCUCAAGCCCCGUCCGGUCCGCCCUGGUGGGCUCAAGCCCCGUCCGGUCCGCCCUGGUGGGCUCAAGUCCCGUCCGCCCUGGUGGGCUCAAGCCCCGUCCGGUCCGCCCUGGUGGGCUCAAGCCCCGUCCGGUCCGCCCUGGUGGGCUCAAGUCCCGUCCACUCUGCCCUGGCUUCCUGCUCUGCCAGCUCUACCUUGGUCCCAGAUCACUCCGCUUCCACAAGGACCUGGCCCUCCAUCCCUCCCCCUGUUCCGCCUCCGCUCCACCUCACUCCUGAUUAUAGACUGUGUGGAGCGUCUGGAAGCCGCUCUUUGGGGGGGGGGCUCUGUCACGAAUCUGGUCUGCACUCCCGUUCAUUCACCACUAGAGGUCACCCGCUCACCACAUGGACUUUCACACCACACAUCACAUGGACUCCAAUUCCCAUCAUCCAACACUGAUCACAGCUGUCACCAAUCACUCAUUGCAUCAAUCACACGCACACCUGAUCACACAGCAUCACUAAUCACACACACUAUUUCAACCCUGGACUUUCUCUCCCUCGUUGCCGAGUAUUGUAUGCAUUAUCGCUGCCCUACAAAGCCCUGUUAGUUUUCCUAGCCUUGCCUUGCCUCGCCUAGCCUUGCCUUUGUUUAAUCGUGUUUUCCCCUGCCUGGACUAUCGCUACGUUUUGGAUUACCUCUCCUGUCUCGCCCCUUUGGAUUCUGUACGCUGAUCGUCGACCCACACUUGUCUCUGUUUACUCUUUGUCUCGUCCAUAUUAUACCUGUUUGCCAUUGUCUGACCCUGCCUGUACG